Messenger RNA from Salpingoeca rosetta, 4182 nucleotides. Its product is annotated as TKL protein kinase. Gene Ontology annotation, molecular function: ATP binding; protein kinase activity; protein binding. NCBI's taxonomy places the organism in Eukaryota, Choanoflagellata, Craspedida, Salpingoecidae. The record is from RefSeq and is a predicted model, not a curated record. Gene Ontology annotation, biological process: protein phosphorylation. Bases 50 to 4084 code for a protein of 1344 amino acids. The transcript is spliced from 4 exons.
GCUUUCUCCCAGCGUUCGUCGGUGAACAGCCAACCAGCGAUCGCAACGCAUGUCUGCUCUCCUACUCAGCCUACUCCUCCCUUGCCCUGCCCACAUGUCACACCCUCACAACAACCACAACCACCACCAGCAGUUGUCGCUGUUGCUAGCGCUGGCGCUGCUGUAUGCUGGUGGUUUCCACGGCAUCACUGUGGCAGCCACAACCCCACCGUCUUUGCCACAGCAAGCACUGCCUGUCAACGAUGCAACCCAUGCUGCGCUGUGCACGGAUGUGGAUGCCACUGUUGAUCUCCUGGUGCGCACGCUGGAUGACUUCCGUGUGCCAUUCACGACGAUCGCCACUGCUCCUCCAAGUUUCGACAACAGUAGCCGCUACCGACCACCACACAUGAGGGACAGCUACGCCGGUGCCGCCCACAACCAUUCAAGGCGGCCCGUUGUCCAGUUGACGUCCAUCCAACGCAUGAUGCGCGCGUUCGGCUGCCCACCACAGAACCCAAGCGAGCUUGUCUCAACAGGACCGACCCCAGAACAGGUGAACAGCCGCAUCAGCAGCCCCACCCUUCAAGGUGCAACUGUACCAGCUACGCAGAGGUUUCGACAGCGGCGUGAAGCCGACGACAGUGUAGUUGGUCGGUGCUACUUUGCUGCUGUUGUGGACGGGACAUGCCCAGGCCCAUUGAACAACAACAGCCUCACCAUUGUGUUCCGCGGCGAUGAGCAUGUGGACAACGCCACCGACGUUGCAAACCUGCGGGCCAUGUCGGCCAGGCUUGUUGGCUUGGACCUGCGUGGGGUUGUCCGCGAAGCCCCCUUGCGUUUCUUGGCAGCAAACGGCAACUGGCGCCUGUGCCAGCUCGUCAUUAUCCAGGGUGUUCAAGUGACAUCCUUCGACAUGACGAUCCUCAACCCCUUUUCCGGCCUUCUACGGCUUGCCGUGCGCAACAGCGAAGUCUUGCGCCACGUCGCUGUCCACAACUUCGCCUCUGCUGGGCAGCUUGUGCACCUUGACAUCUCCAAUAAUUCGUUGACCUCGUUCCCGGACCGAUCCUUGGCUGUCCUGACGUCGCUUGAAACCCUCGACUUGACGUAUAACCGGCUUGGACGCAUCGAUGAAGGCAUGUUCGCCGGCCUGUCGUCCCUUCUCGUGCUGAACCUCCAAAACAAUCUCAUCACACACCUCGCCGCCACUGCAUUCGAUGUCCUCACACGGCUGGAGUUCCUCGCGCUCAACCACAACGACAUCACGACGCUUCCCCCACACAUCUUCCGGAACCUGGGACAGCUUGCCCGCCUCUUCAUGUCCGACAACCCAAUCAGGGACUUGCACGCAAGCACGUUUCAGGCGCUUACGGCUGUGCAAGCCCUCUUCCUCAACAACCUUCUGUUGACGCAACUGUCCUCCUCUUUGUUCAGCGCCAACACCCAGCUCACAGACUUGCGCCUGGACAACAACGCCCUCACCAGCAUGCCAGAUGCCGUCUUUGCGCGUCUCUUUGCGCUGCUCACCCUCAGGCUCUCAUCAAACGCACUCACUUUGAUUGGCCCAGGCCUCCUUCGAGACUUGACAGCACUGCAAUCGAUUGACCUCAGCAACAACGCCCUCACAGCCCUGCCCCAGGGCCUGCUCGACUCCUGCCCACAUUUGGGCAUCUUCUCCUGCAAUCGCAACCAGCUCACCACGUUGCCUGCCGGCCUCUUCCGAAACACGAGCCUGCUGGGUCUGCUGUUCCUCACCAACAACAGGCUGGAGUCACUGGCAGAUGCGCUUGACCACAACCGUGCAAUCUUGCGUGACCUUGACUUGGAAGGAAACCAGCUCACCCGCGUCACGUUUGCCACAGAGGCGCACAGCCUUCAGGUCCUCAACCUUCGACACAACCCCAUUCAGGUGCUGCCCGAUGUGUCCAAGUUGCCAAGCUUGCGGGAGUUGAGGUUACAGAACCACCUCAUAACGAGGUUGGACUUGACACCCAUCGUCACCCGCACGCUUUCGAUCGUCCAGCUUGACGCCGCUGCACACGUGCGCUCGACGGCUGUCAUCGACGCUGACACGCUCUUGCACUCGCAAGCCGUUCCCCGCCACACCCUCAGCCUGUUGAACGUGGACGCAAGCAGCGCUUUUUCGCUGCUGGGCCGCUUUCCAGAGUUCAAGCUGCAGGUGCUGCAUGCCGGCUGGGAGGGGGCGGCGGCCGUGACGCUGCCAAAGGCCGUACUGUGCUCAAUGCUUGCAGCCGACGUGCGAGAGCUGCAGUUGCACCGCACAGGAUACGAGCUGCUGCCACUCUGCGAAGGCAAGCGGUUUGGUACAGUUCUGCUGCAAGACAACCGGCAACUGGAGACUGUGAUUGCGCCCACCGCACUCGCGCAGCUCAAUGUGUCUGGCUGCACCCGGCUCACGGCGAUUGACGCCCCUUUCAUCGACGUUCUUGACAUCAGCGAGACGCGCGUGCAGGCAAGCGUUGCCUUGUGCACGCGAUGGGGCCGCCGCAUCCUCUUUGCACGCAACAUGCCGGAGGAGACAUUCAGCACUGACCAGCUUAGUGCCGUCACAGCAACAUGCUUGCGCACUGUUGACAUGCUGGAUAUUUCACAUAACACGUGGUUGGACCGCCCAGGUCGCCUCACCGCGGCAGUUGGCGAGGUGGUGGCGUUGUCAAACCAGCGUGUCAGUACGCCCCACUCGGACCACAUUGAGUUUCGGCCAACGCCGCCCGUGUUCCAGCUUACUGAUGCGCCUGUGGAAUGCACCCUACUCAUCUUCCACCGAGCGCUGACCGUUGUCAUGUCCUUGGAGCUCACCAACGAGCUUGUGUACUCGUUCGAGUGCGCGUGCGCGCAGGGUCAUCACAUGGACGGUGAGCGGUGUGUGCGCAACGAGCCCAACGUUGCCGGCGUUGCGGUUGGCUCUGUGAUUGGCGGGCUGUUCUUUGGCCUGCUCAUGGCCUGGCUGUCACGCCGCUACCGUGGCCUGACCAAGCGCAUUGGCCUGCAGGAGCAGCUACUGGUGGAGCGAGACGAAGAAGUGAUGGCGCUGAAGAAGGCGUGGGAGAUUGAGUACGAUGAGCUGAGGAUGAUCAAGCGGGUGGCUGCGGGUGCGUUUGGCGUUGUGUUCAAGGCAGAGUGGGACACGGUGAUGGUGGCAGUCAAAGUGCUGCAGCAAGGGGUGAUGAUGUUUGACGAGAGCACGGUGCUUGAGUUUGAGAAGGAGGUGGAAUUCUUGCAGCGGACACGCCACCCCAACGUGGUGCGGUUCUUUGGCGCGGGCACCGACCCCAACGGCAGCCCGUUCCUGGUGCUGGAGUUUGUGGCAAUGGGAUCCUUGAAAGACUUGCUGGGGAAGAAUAUGGGGGAAGUGUUGAUGGGGGUGGAGCAGGGCGCUAAUGGCGGUACAGGUGCAAGCGUGAUUGCAGAGGAUGAGGACGAGUUGACGUUGGUGAGCACAGAAAGUGACAGAAGGGCUGAGACGAUGACUGUGUGGGAGUUAAAACUGCGCCUGCUGCGUGACGUUGCCAGUGGCAUGGCUUUUAUCCACAGCCUCGACCAAAUGCACCGAGACCUGAAGAGCGGCAACGUGCUGGUGUCAUCAUCACUGCGCGCCAAAAUCACGGAUUUUGGGUCCAUUCGCCAGUGCUUCACGCGUGACAGAAACCAGCAGCAAAGGACACGCCUGUCCUCAAGCCAUGAUGAUGAUCCCCAGUACAGCAAGCAGGCCGGACUACAGACAAUGACGAGCAUGACGCUGACGGCUGGCGUGGGGACACCGCUGUACAUGGCGCCAGAGGCAUUGACGGGCGACAAGUACAGCUUUGAGGCAGACAUUUUCAGCUUUGGCGUGCUGAUGUGGGAGGUGGGGACGCAGCGUGUGCCGGAUUUGAUCGAGCAGGAGAAGGGGAGCGGGUACCGUGGUCCGAUCCUCGCCACACUCUUCAACUUGAUGAAGGAUGGGAAGCGGUUGCGAUUUGAAGACAGCGAACAAGAUGCCAUCCCCGAGUGGUUCCAGUCACUGACGUACAAGUGCAUGGCGCAAGACCCGCGUGAGCGGCCAUCGUUCGGAGAACUCAAGGACCACCACUUUGCUUGAUUGUGCGUGUGUUUGCAUGUGGGUAUGUGUGUGUAUGUGUGUGUGUGUCCGUGUGCAUGUGUGCGUGUGUGCGUGUGUGUGUGUGUGUGUGUGUGUGU